Molecule: messenger RNA, 1458 nt
Organism: Myotis daubentonii (Daubenton's bat)
Lineage: Eukaryota; Metazoa; Chordata; Mammalia; Chiroptera; Vespertilionidae
Product: PRAME family member 15-like
Biological process (GO): negative regulation of apoptotic process; positive regulation of cell population proliferation; negative regulation of DNA-templated transcription
Cellular component (GO): cytoplasm
Source: RefSeq, a predicted model, not a curated record
UACACGUUUCUGCAGGAUUCCUUUCUGAGCACCUUGAAGAUGAGGAUCCGGACCCCACCCACACUCCUGAGGCUGGCAGGAGAGAGCCUGCUGAGGGACCAGGCCUCGGCCAUCGCAGCUCUGGAGUACCUGCCCGCUGAGCUCUUCCCGCCGCUCUUCAUUCAGGCCUACCACAGGAGAAUGCGGAAGGUCCUGAAGGCCAUAGUGCAAGCCUGGCCCUUCCCUGUCCUUCCUCUGGGCUGCCUGUCACAGCUGUCCCAGAACAAGCUCUUAAAAGCCGUGUUGGAUGGGCUGGAUGUACUGCUUGCCCAGGAGGUUCGGCCCAGGAGGUGUAAACUGCGGGUGCUGGAUUUCAGGAACACGGGAGCUAAGUUCUGGACAAUGUGGUGUGGAGACAGCACCCAGAAGUGCUCACGGACAGAACCAGUGGCUGUGCACAGCUCCAGCCCCAACAUGCAGCACCCCUUGGCUCCCUUGGAGGUGUUCCUAGACCUUAACUUCAAUGAAAGGGACGGGGAUGAGUUUCUCAAGUACAUCCUCCAAUGGGCCCAGCAGAGGGAAGGGUUGCUACACCUGUGCUGCAAGGCGCUGAGGAUUUCUGAGGUGCCCUUCCAGAGGGUCAGCAAGGUCCUGGAUGGGGUGCGGCUGGACUGCAUCCAGGAGGUGAAAGUGAACUGCACCUGGGACCUGCCCACCCUGGGGACGUUUGCUCUCUACCUGGGUCAGAUGAGUAACCUGCAGAGACUCUCUCUCUCCCACAUCUACGUGUUGACAGAAGAGGAGGAGGAGGAGGAGCAGCAAUCCUUUUCCCAAUUCCUCUCUCAGAUGCUCAGCUUGCGGCACCUCCGGGAGCUCAACAUGGAUUCUCCCUCCUUCCUCCGAGGCCGACUGGACCAGAUGCUCAGGUGCCUGCAGACCCCCUUGGACAAACUCUCCAUUACAAAUUGCCGUCAGCUGACCCAUUCAGACCUGACACACCUGUUCCAGUGCCCGAACCUCAGGCAGCUGAAGUUCCUGCAUCUAUUUGGUCUCAGCCUCGCGGAUUUCAGUCUCGAGCCCCUCCGAGCUCUGCUGGAGGCAGUGGCACCCACCCUCGAGGACCUGGGCCUGGAUAACUGUGCGAUGGUGGACUCCCAAGUCGAGGCCAUCCUGCCCGUCCUGAGCCGCUGUCACCAGCUCAGGGGCUUCACCAUCUCUGAGAACAACUUUUCCGUGGCCACCGUGGAGAAGCUGCUGCGCCACACGGCCGGGCUGCGCAGUUUAGAGCUCGAGCUGUACCCCGUCCCCCUGGAGUGUUACAGGAUCCAGGGGACCGUCAACCAGGAGAAACUCGCCCUGCUCCGGGCUGAGCUCACGGGGGUCCUGAAGCAGUUAGGACAGCCCAGGAGCAUCUUUCUUGGCACCAAGUACUGUCACAACUCUCGCAAAUGUAAACUUUACGACGUGGAGUUUUCAUGA